Messenger RNA from Paramacrobiotus metropolitanus, 3791 nucleotides. RefSeq lists its product as uncharacterized. The coding region runs from base 407 to 3721 and encodes 1104 amino acids. The transcript has 4 exons. Gene Ontology annotation, cellular component: membrane. NCBI's taxonomy places the organism in Eukaryota, Metazoa, Tardigrada, Eutardigrada, Parachela, Macrobiotidae. Gene Ontology annotation, biological process: protein phosphorylation. The record is from RefSeq and is a predicted model, not a curated record. Gene Ontology annotation, molecular function: GTP binding; protein kinase activity; ATP binding.
AUUGCUGCGUUCCAAGAAAAUCCGCAUAUUUCUGUGCAGUAUUAUUUUCCGUCGCUUGGUUGAAUUUGGCUAUCGCGUGAUGUUCUCUGAAAUAAUUCCUUAACCUUAAGUGCAUCUUUACUUCUGCACUUUUGAAUUAAUCAUGCCAUUUCCCAUUCUGCAUGGAUAAUAGCGUUACGUUACGCAAAAAUAUCAUGCGGGAAAUUUACUGUCGAGAAUCAUAUAUCUUGUCAGCUGGCUGGUUUGGAUUAUAACGUUUUUAUGUAAUGUACGGUAUAAUUCAUGUUCUUGAAAUAAUUUUUAAUGCACUUAAAAAUUAUUGUUACCGGUUGUGUGAGUGAAUGAUGCAAUAAACAACAGUGAGUGGUUGAAGAAAAAUUCGGUUAUAUAUUUCCCGCCUCCGGAAAUGGGCAACCAUGAGUCCACCACAUCGCCCCAUACACCCCCGCAGGCGGACACCUUCGGACGCUUCCAGACUAGCUUCGACUACACCGGCACGCCGAAACUGUCCAACAUCCUCGAGGAGUACGCCAACCGGCGCGGCGGCAACGCCAGCAAAGCUUUCCGCAUCGCCAUCCUAGGCCCCGCCCACGUGGGGAAAUCCUCCUUUGCCGGAGUCCUCCGCAAGGUCACCACCGACCGCCAGUACUCAUGCCCGGUGGAGUUCCACGAAAUCCAGCAUGACCUAACGGACGAGAGCAGUCUGGUGGAUGAUCUAACCGCCAACUGUCAUUUAAUCAUUGCGCUUACAGACCGCACCGAGAUGGCGGUGAAAUGGAUGAACUGGGAAUUAAAGCACUAUCGCGCCUCGAUUGAGAAUGUGUCAAAGACGUUGUCGCGCGCCGGUACCGGGUAUAAACUCCCGCAGGAUCCGAUGGCCGCGUGUAAAGAACUGGAGUUUAUUUCCAGGAAGUUCCCGAAAAACACGCCCCCGGAAUCGCCGUUGAAUCUGCGCUCGCCGGAUUUACUGUGUCGGCCGGCGGACUAUCAGCGCAGUUCGUCGAAUCGUUCGUUAUCCGUGACGACAAUUUUUGACGGGCAUUUAUUGUAUAUUUUAACGAAGACCGGGAAAAAAGACUACGAUAAAUUAAAAGAAAUGCAGACGAAGGAAAUCCGCAAAUUGAAAAGAAAUUCAUUACGGCAAGAUGACCCCGCUCAUAUCUGGAUGAACGACUCCCUGCCAGCGGAUUAUCUGGAUUUGUAUUAUAAGAAAGUUUUCAUGCUGGACAACACCGAUUUACGGGCGUUUGAUUUUCCCUUGUUAUUUUUAAAAUUACAUGAUAUUAUGACGGAGGUCAUGCUGAAGCCGGUUUCGAUUAAUUUCUUGAAGAACGCGAUGCUGGUGUUGAAGAAUAAAUCCGGGGAGACGCUGGGGCGCUAUCAGGAGCGUUUUCGGCAGGCGGUGUUGUUGCGUAGUGAGCCGUUGAGUACGGAGUUGGUGGCUAAAGAAUUGCGCCGGUUAAUUCAUGAACUCGGGCUGGAUGCGGAGAGUUUAGCGUGGUGUGAGAAGCUCGGUAUCUUAUCGGUGGAUAAGGUGGUGCGAGGGAUUAACAAAGCCACAAUGACGACCCUUAGACAGCUGGACGCCAGUCCGCAGCAGGUGCCGGAGAUAACGGCCAUGAAGGAGAUCUUUGCGGAAUUGUUAAAAUGUAUCGACAGUUAUUGUAGUCUGCAUCGGCGGGAUUUCGCUUGGGGAAGAGAUGCUUCCGACCGGCUGUUGGAGGAAUUCGGGAUUCUCGAUCUCCUGCCAAACUUCAUCUACGUUAUGGUGCAGAGCGAAAUGCUCGGCCGAGGCGGACAAGGCACGGUCCGCAAGUGCCGGGAUAUCAGCAACGAUCGUGACCUGGCCGUCAAAGAGUACGACAUCGACGGUACUAUACGCCUGCCGGCUAGCGGAAUACCGCUCCCGGAUAACGUUUUACCGGCAACGGCCGCUAAUAUCCGUACAUUAUCGGUGGUGAAAGAAUUCCAGCGGAUCUGCAGUCUGGAUCAUGAGAAUCUGGUGCGGUACUACGCGCUGGAUUUGCAAGGAACACGAGAGUGCAAAUUGUGGCUCUUCAUGGAAUUAUGCGAAGGUGGCACGCUGAGUAAAAAGGCCCAGGAAGGCCUUAACCAGCAUAGUAUCGUCGAUUACACCCGCCAAAUCACCAACGCUUUAAGCUACUUGCACAACAACCGAGUGAUGCAUUUGGAUCUCAAAGGCGAGAACGUUUUACUAACAAGCCGCGGUACACUAAAGCUUGUAGACUUUGGUAUGGCCAUCAAGCUGGAACAGGAGCAAACCCAGGUCGGCGAGGUCUCCUACCUUAAAGGCACCCUGCGCUACAUGGCGCCCGAAAUGAUCAGCGCCGAGCAGCGCACCGGACGGCGCUGUGAUAUUUGGAGUCUGGGCUGUCUGCUGUUGGAGAUGCUGACAGGGAGCUGGCCCAAGUUUUACAAGAACGGACGGGAACUGGAGGAGAUGCAGAUACUGUAUUUUGUGGGGCAUGGCGGGAAGCCGUUCGUCCCGGAGAAAUUUCUGGAUGAUGGCAAGCAGACGGAAGUGUUUAAAAGCUGUGCGCGGUAUUUGAUGCAUCAGUGCUUGCAAGUCAAUCCGGAGCAUCGACCGUCGGCUGAUCAGGUUUUACAGUGCGGAUUGUUGACGGCAAACAUGAUGGAGCCGGCUUCGUUCAUCGACGUCGCCGUUAUCGGUGCGAGAGGAAGCGGCAAGUCCUUCCUGAUAAACAAUUUACGCGGUUUGAAGCCGAAUGACGCCGGAUCGGCUCCGAUUGGCCAUUUUGGUAGCGACGACACCGAAUGCUACAAAUACGCGAUCCGCGGUUUAACAAUUCGCUUCUGGGAGAUUAAGCACGUUACAGCGGAGCAAACAGCGCCGUCAGCCCGCUCCGCUGCUUGCAUCAUAGUCAGUUCGACGCAUUUCUCCACAAAGCACUAUGCAGCCGCCAAAACCUUGGUGCGCGAUGCGAAGAGUAUUUAUUUUGUACGGACAAAAAUCGCCUACGAUAUCGAGAACCGCAUUCUGGAUGGAUGUAUCGAGACGCACGGGAAGAUUAUGAAGGACUUCAAGAAUGACCUAAAAAUCCGAUUUCCCAGGGAAUUACACGACGAACAGAUGUUCAUGGUGGAGAACCGAAAGGUCACAGAAUACGAGUUUCGUCUGUUGCGGAACGCAGUGUUGGAUGAUAUUAUUCAAAUACCCAGCAAACCGUCGAGUUCGCAGCCGAAACAAGCAGUUGCCGUAGCGAAAAAUGUCCUUGUUAUUGGAAAACGCGGUUCGGGGAAAUCCAGUCUGAUCCAUAAUUUAUCCAAAAUGGCGAAGGAGACAGGAGUGGAUUUCUCGUUUGUAGAAGAAACGCCAAGCGAUGUUAUUGUGAAGAAUACUGCCAAUACCGCUUUGAUAGUGUUAGCCGCACAACAGAUUUCUAAAGAAGAACUUGAUUGGUAUAUUGCGUUGCGGAAACAAUGUGACGCUGUUUAUUUCGUGAAGCCGUUUGCCACGGAGGAGAUUUUAAAGGCGAAAGCAGCGUCGGAUAAGUUAAAGAACUACAGUCGCACCGAGGUCUUCAACGCACAGCGGACGGGGUACAUUGGCGAAAUGGUUGCGCCACAUGGAAUGGAUGCCGGAAUAGUUUAUGUGAUUGAUAACUAUGAGCCAAACCUGUACGAUCUCAAAAUACUUCUUCUCGACAUUGUUGGCAAAGUAAAAGUGUCAAGAACGUAAUUUAUUUAAAUUGUUUUACCAUUCUGGAAGACGUGGUAUCCGGACUUUCCUUGUAACUGAUUACUGUAUA